GUCAAGUCUACCGAGGACUGUUGCGCCGAACCCAGCGCUGAACUGCCCCGGCUGCCCGCUAGGGAUGCUCCCGCCGCCGCCGCCUAUCCCGGAGGCGACUUCUUGAGCUGGGCUUUGAGCAGCUGCGGCGCCGGGGGGGACUUAACUGACUCCUGCUUCCUGGAGGGGCCCGCGCCCACCCCCCCUCCCGGCCUCAGCUACAGCGGUAGCUUCUUCAUCCAGGCAGUUCCCGAACAUCCGCACGACCCGGAGGCACUCUUCAACCUCAUGUCGGGCAUCUUGGGCCUGGCACCCUUCCCCGGGCCUGAGGCGGCAGCAUCCCGGUCCCCGCUGGAUGCCCCUUUCCCCGCGGGGCCCGACGCCUUGCUGCCAGGUCCGCCAGACCUUUACUCCCCGGAUGUGGGCGCUGCCGCCUUCCCAGAGGCGUUCUGGGAGGCCUCCCCUUCCGCGGGCGCCCCCUCGCAGUGCCUCUACGAGCCUCAGCUCUCCCCACCCGACGUCAAGCCGGGCCUCCGGGCGCCUCCGGCGUCUCCAGCGCUGGACGCUGCCUCUGUCCUCAAGGGUCCCUACGCACCCUGGGAGCUGCUUUCGGUUGGGGCCCCAGGGAACUGUGGGUCACAGGGAGGCUACCAGGCUGCCCCCGAGGCUCGUUUCCCCUCGAUAGGGACCAAGAUCGAGGACCUGCUGUCCAUCAGCUGCCUUGCGGAGCUGCCGGCCGUCCCAGCCAACAGACUCUACCCUACCGGGGCCUACGACGCUUUCCCGCUGGCCCCGGGUGACUUAGGGGAGGGGGCCGAGGGCCUCCCAGGGCUCCUGACCCCUCCUAGUGGGGAGGGAGGGAGCAGCGGCGACGGCGGAGAGUUUCUGGCCGGGACGCAGUCUCAGCUCUCCCCGCUGGGCCUUCGCCACGCCGCCCCGGCGGACUUCCCGAAACCUCUGGCGGCGGACAUCCCUGGAAGCGGCGGCGUGGCUGUGCCACCCGUGCCCCCGCCGGCCGCCCCCUUCCCCCCGGCCAAGGCGCGGCGCAAGGGGCGCCGGGGCGGCAAGUGCAGCGCGCGCUGCUUCUGCCCUCGGCCGCACGCCAAGGCCUUCGCUUGCCCGGUGGAGAGCUGCGUGCGGAGCUUUGCACGCUCCGACGAGCUCAACCGCCACCUGCGCAUCCACACGGGCCACAAGCCCUUCCAGUGCCGCAUCUGCCUCCGCAACUUCAGCCGCAGCGACCACCUCACCACGCACGUGCGCACCCACACGGGCGAGAAGCCCUUUGCCUGCGACGUGUGCGGCCGCCGCUUCGCGCGCAGCGACGAGAAGAAGAGGCACAGCAAGGUGCACCUCAAGCAGAAGGCGCGCGCCGAGGAGCGGCUCAAGGGCCUCGGCUUUUACUCGCUGGGCCUCUCCUUCGCCGCCCUCUGAGCAAGAGAUGGGCUUCUGGGUUGGGGCGCCGCCGCCUGGCGCGCCCAAGUCGCGGCCCGUUUCCCUCCCGCUCUCCUCCCAACUCUUCCUCGCACGCCCGGGGGCCGGCCUCCGGUCCCGCUUCCAGUCCCGCGAAGCGCCCGCCGCACACGCCCGUUCAGCACCAGCUCCGCGGACAGCUCCCGCGGUCCGGACGCCGUCUCCCUCUUCACACGCGCUUUGGGGAAAGUCCUCUCAGACCAUCCUCUGAGUAGGCGCUUCCUUGGGACUCAAGACUGUCUUUUGUAACUGGCGCACGCCCCACGCCCUCCUCCAUACCCCCCAGAGACAGGCUGGGGCAGCGCCGAGCCGGUCUCGCGCGGGACUUUGUACAGCAAUGUCGUUUCCAGCAGCCAUUGGAUGUACCGUUUUGCUUUGGGGAUUUUUCCUUUUUGUUGUUGUUAAUUUUUGUAAAGCAGACGCUACUCUCAAACAGUUGACAAAACUGUUUAUUUUUGCAAUUAAAAUUAUUGUGCUAAAAGCUUA
Molecule: messenger RNA, 1938 nt
Organism: Carlito syrichta (Philippine tarsier)
Lineage: Eukaryota; Metazoa; Chordata; Mammalia; Primates; Tarsiidae
Gene: EGR4
Product: early growth response 4
Exons: 2
Biological process (GO): regulation of transcription by RNA polymerase II
Molecular function (GO): RNA polymerase II cis-regulatory region sequence-specific DNA binding; DNA-binding transcription factor activity, RNA polymerase II-specific
Source: RefSeq, a predicted model, not a curated record